Messenger RNA from Phytophthora nicotianae INRA-310, 1260 nucleotides. RefSeq lists its product as hypothetical. NCBI's taxonomy places the organism in Eukaryota, Oomycota, Peronosporomycetes, Peronosporales, Peronosporaceae. The record is from RefSeq and is a predicted model, not a curated record. Gene Ontology annotation, biological process: signal transduction. Gene Ontology annotation, molecular function: protein binding. The coding region runs from base 1 to 1260 and encodes 419 amino acids. The transcript has 2 exons.
AUGAAUACUAUGACACCAUUGCAGUUAGCGUAUGUUGGAGGUAAUUACGCUGUGGCCCAGGAACUCGAGGAGUGGGGCGGUGAUGUCGCACUCACGCCAUUCCACCUGGCAGCGGCUCGCAACAACGUGCUGGCUGUACGAAAAUUCAUCGCGCGGAAAACGGAUAUUGAUUGUCUAGGUGAAAUGGGGUACGUGGGGCUUAACCGGAGAACACCCUUACAUUGGGCAGCCGUCAGUGGGUCGACAGAGGCUGUUGAUGCGCUAUUGAAGGCUGGAGCGGACCCGAACUUCCAGGACUCACGUGGUCGUUCUCCCUUACAUUGGGCUGCAAGACUCAACAAGCUGGAGGUGGUGCAUUCAUUGAUUCGUGCUGGUGCUGAGCCCAAUUUGACCGACGGAGAAUUCAUGACGCCUCUUAUGUGUGCUGCCUCGGCGUUGGAUGCGUCGAGAGAACUGAUUAGCGAAUUAACUACAGCAGGGGGGGACAUUGCUUACCAGCUGCCCACCACAGGAGACACGGCACUACAUAUUGCUGUCCGAGAGGAGAACCAUUCAUCUGCGCUGGCUGCUCUUUCCAACGGAGGAGACCUCAUGCGGAUGAAUAACGAAGGUCUGCGUCCACUUGACUGCACUGCGUCCACAAGGUUAUUGUUCGAGUUGAAGCGAGCUGCUGGCCAGCGAGACGUCAUGAUUAGCUACACACACUCGCACUUGGAGUUCGCUCGAAAACUACGCCAGUCUCUCGAAGAAGCGAACAUCACCACUUGGUUGGAUCUGAUGGACCCGAGUGGGAUUGGUGGCGGAGCAGUGUGGCGGGAAGAGAUUGCGCGUGGCAUCACCAACGCAUCGAUGGUGUUGUGUAUCCUCACAGAAGACUACGCGUCGUCGGAGUGGUGUCUGAAGGAAUUGGCACUGGCUAAACAGGUCGGUACACCCAUCUUGGCUGUCUCGACUGAAGGCACCAUCGUCGAUGCAAAUCUGCAGGUGUAUCUGUACACGCGACAAAUUAUUCCGUUUGAACCAGCAAUCGUUGGUUUGCGUCAUGAUGAAGGCAGGAUCGAGUACGACUACGAUGAGAGCAGGUAUCGGUCUCAGUUCCAUCUACUGCUUGAUGGUUCGCAAUUUGGAUCUCGAUGGGGGCGGUGCCGAGCGUGGUGCCGGAUCGAGCAGUCGAGGGACGAUGCUACAAACGUUAGGCGAUGCCCGACUAUCUCCAGUCUCGAGUUCGUGGGAUCCAGCCAGCUCGUACAAUCCAAGUGA